Molecule: messenger RNA, 385 nt
Organism: Prorocentrum cordatum
Lineage: Eukaryota; Dinophyceae; Prorocentrales; Prorocentraceae
Source: the annotation of a GenBank genome assembly
CCCAGAGCGCAUGGUGGUGCAGCACGAGGACCUGCUGGCGCUGAACAGCCACGACCUGCUGGCGCCCGACAACACCAUCGACCUGGUCGUCGCAGACGCGCAGUACCUCUCAAGCAUGGUGAAGCAGAAGCACCUGCAGACGGGGUACCGCGGCCUCCACGUCCGCAGCAAGAUGCUGGGCAUCUGGGCGCUCACGGUCAAAGAGUGCCAGCUGGCGUUCGCGAAGCUCAGGCAGACGGGCACGUUCAUGUUCCGCUUCAGCUGGCGUGGCCACGACGACGCCGCCAGGGACGUGCACCCGAACGGCGAGAAGGUCGACCCUCGCUUGCUCGCCAAGUACAUGGCGGAGGAGGAGGUGUACAAGACCCUGACGUGCUCCCCUUGA